Messenger RNA from Arabidopsis arenosa, 1822 nucleotides. The record is from the annotation of a GenBank genome assembly. Lineage: Eukaryota; Viridiplantae; Streptophyta; Magnoliopsida; Brassicales; Brassicaceae.
CUUUGAUACAUUUCUUGAGAAUUUGUUAGCAAAGUGUUUCUUCUCCGAUUUGCAGUUUUCGAAUUCGAGCGAUUCAUCGUCGUGAACCUUCUUCAAUGGCGAUCGAUGAUUACUCUCGUCCUCCUCCGGACAAAAUCUUUUACAAGACGAAGAAGAUUAAGUAUCGUGGACAAACGAGGCAUAUCAUUCUCCAGGACGAUAAUGGACCAUGUCCUCUCAUCGCCAUUUGUAAUGUUCUUAUCUUGAGACACGGAAUUAAUCUAGACACUCACAAUUCUCAAGUAUCUGAAGAGAAAUUGCUGAAUCUUGUUGGCGAGAUACUUUCUGAUGAAGACGAGUACAUUGAUGUUGAGCUCAUCAAACGCCUUGCAGCUGGAAUUAUUUUCGAUUUAAAAUUCGAUAGCAUUACGGAUUUUGAGUUAACACCGGAGCUAGCUAUAUUUGCUUCACUUAAGAUUCCUUUGUAUCAUGGAUGGCUAGUUGAUCCCCAGGAUUUGGAAAUUGUUGCUGCAAUUGGAGGCAGAUCUCAUGAUGAUUUAAAGAUUGCGAUUACUGCUUUGGAUACACAAACUGUAAAGGCUCAAAAUGGUCAAAGUUCUGUUGAUUUUGCUGCGUCGAUUACUGCGUCUGCAGAGCAUCGUGGAUUGGGAAAGGGAGAUAUUGAAGAAACUGAACUGCUGUUAAAAGCCUUGACAUUAUCUGAAAUGGAAGCAUCAUUAAAGGGAAGUUUUGAUACUCACAGAGACUCAAUUGAAGGAGAGGUUGUGCCUGGAUCUGAGGAUGUAAAUGAAAUUUCUGAGGAUGACACAUUGGUAACUUCUGUGGACGCUGCAGCUGGUUGUGCUAUCACCCUUGGCAGUAAUAUCUGUCAGCAGUCCAAAUUUGAUGAUCAGUUUUCUUCUACGGAAUCAGAAGAUAGGACAGAUUGUGAUGUUGGGAAUAAGACCAAUGUAUCUUCGACAACAUCAGUUACAAAGAGCAAUGAAGCGCAGGAACAGUUAUCUUCAAUGGAAUUGGGAGAUGAGAAGGUUGGUGAUAUUGAGACUGAGAAUAGCAGCAAAAUGACUGCUGUGCAUGCGACUUCUUCCGAAACGCCCAUCUCAGUAGAGAAGACUAAUCUGGAGUCAACCAAAAAUGACAUCAUUUCUGAGGUUCAACUCAAGUCUGAAGCUACAACUUUUGUUAAUGCAGAUCUUAGUGACAAAUCCCAGGAUGAUGAUGGCUCCCUGUCUGAAUCUGAGGGAUGUGUAAGCUUAAGUUCUUCAGUUUAUGAAGGCGAGUCACUUCUUGGACAAAGCUCUUCGGAAGGGAAGGAUAGAAAUGGGCUCACGCAAGAAGAGGGUAAAGUGAUCAAAGAAUUCUUGAAAGACAGUGCCAGUCAAUUAACUUGGCAUGGGCUCUAUACCUUGGAAGAUAACGUUGAAGAAUGGGAACUUUGUGUCUUGUUCCGCAACAAUCACUUCUCCACCAUGCUGAAGCGUGAGGAAAAACUCUAUACGUUGGUUACUGAUCAAGGCUAUCAGAAGAAGCAAGACUUGGUUUGGGAAAGAUUUAACGAGAUUAAUGGCAAUUCUGCCUUCUUUACUGGUAACUUCACGGAGUUCAAAUUCAAGAGUGACAAUGGUAAAAGCCGAAAAUGGGAUCAACAGCACGGAAUUAGUAAAACUGAGAAUUCUAUCUCCGGAAUCAACAGUGAAGACAAGGAUAAUACUGAGUAAAUAUCUCCUCUACUUUCUACUGUUCUGAUCUCUGAGAACUUAAAAUUCAAUCUGUUUAGGUUAUGUUUCCCCUUUGUUUCUAAAUCUAUAACAUUUUAAAGAUU